Alnus glutinosa is the source of this 1535-nucleotide messenger RNA. Its product is annotated as NAC transcription factor 47. Lineage: Eukaryota; Viridiplantae; Streptophyta; Magnoliopsida; Fagales; Betulaceae. Gene Ontology annotation, biological process: regulation of DNA-templated transcription. The record is from RefSeq and is a predicted model, not a curated record. The transcript is spliced from 3 exons. The coding region runs from base 222 to 1259 and encodes 345 amino acids. Gene Ontology annotation, molecular function: DNA binding.
AAAAGUUUCAAUCCUCCUCUCUUUCCCUUGUUUAGUUGCCCAGGAUACAAAGGAAUAGCUGGACUUGUUUCUGUUUGGUUUGAGUCAUAGCAUUCUGCUAACUCCCAAAACAAAAACAAAAAACACUUGUUUUAAUUUACUUGGCCUAGACACUUUUUUUUUUUUUUUUUUUUUUUGAAAACUGGCCUAGCUAGACAGAGUUAAAGAGAGAUCGAGGCAGUAUGAAGAACCCUCAAUCGCCCCUGCCACCAGGCUUUAGGUUCCACCCAACAGAUGAAGAGCUCAUCCUUCAUUACCUGAUCAAAAAGGUUGCUUCCACACCCUUGCCGGUUUCCAUCAUCGCGGAGGUUGAUAUCUACAAGUCUGACCCAUGGGACUUACCAGCCAAAGCUGCGUUUGGUGAGAAAGAAUGGUAUUUCUUCAGUCCUAGAGAUCGCAAAUACCCAAAUGGUGCCAGGCCAAACAGGGCAGCCGCUUCGGGGUAUUGGAAGGCAACUGGUACAGACAAAACCAUAUUGACAUCAUUAGCAGGAGGAGGAUGCCACAACAUUGGUGUGAAGAAGGCCCUUGUGUUCUACAAGGGAAGACCACCCAAGGGAGUCAAAACUAAUUGGAUCAUGCACGAAUAUCGCCUUGCCGAACCCCUCAACGUCUACAACAACAACAACAAACCCUUGAAGCUCAAAGAUUCGUCCAUGAGGUUAGACGAUUGGGUUCUUUGCCGGAUCUACAAGAAGUCCAUUACUGCUUUACCUCAACCAACAGAUCAAGAUCGACAAGAAAAAGAAGAAGAUGUCAUUUUACCAUGCCUUAAAAGUCCCCUUGGCCACAACACUCUCAUGCCCCAGAAAUCUUCUUCUUUCUCAAACCUACUCGAUGCCAUGGACUACUCCGUGCUAAAUAGCUUACUAUCCGACAAUUAUUGUAACCCAUCUGAACUCGAAUCAACAAUAUUCAAUUGGGGGAGUCUAGACCAGCCUUUACUCAGUAACUCCACAAUCACUAGCACCAGCACCAACAGCUAUCUGUUUCAAAAGCUCCCUCAACUGAACUCUUCAGCUCCAAAGAUGGAAAACCAGCUCAAACGCCAGCAUUCCAACUUGGAAGAGGAUAUGUCAUACCCAGCAAAGAAACGCAUCAAUUCCUGCAGUUUCAGUAGCACCACCAGUCAAUCAGACAUCCCUCAGUACAAUAUAUUAAACCAGCCAUUCUUCAAUCAGCAGUUACUUUUGAGUCCUCAUCUCCAAUUUCAAAAGUAAGAAGAAGAAAAAAACAUAAACAGAUAGGAAGAUGUCAAUUAAGUAUGAAGAGAGAGAGAGAGAGAGAGAGAGAGAGAGAGAGGGAGAGGAGAAGAAGAAGAAGAAGAAGGAUACUGUUUCUAAGUCCAAAGAUUGUGAAGAAAAAAAAAACGUAGUUUUUAUUAAAUCAUACAUGGUUUUUGUGCUGAAGUCUUGGGUUGGUAGACAGAUUCAUACCUGUAUAUACAGAUACUAUUUGGUUUAAUUGCUAUCAUAAUCAUAUGAUCUUCUUUUGUU